AUGGCCAUCUCCAGCAGGAACAAGGGCACCCCGCAUGGCACCACAAACACCAGGUACGGCACCAGGAACGCCCCUGAGAAAUACACACCACCAAAUCAAUACUCGAGAACAAAAUGAUAGCUAUUACAGUACCUUAUAGAAACAAGAGGAGAAAUACCAUACUCCCAUACCUUGUCUUUGUCUUGUGACCUCUGUACUUGGUCUGUUAAAUGAAACACACACAUUGGCUCUGUACAAACAGAGGUUUAAAAACAGGGGUUUAAAUGGUCUAAGUUGCUCAUUUGUUCAGCUGAUCAUCAUUUGAAUAACCUUGGCACCCUCUCCUUCAUGGACACACCUCCACCAUUUUUGUAGCAGAGGUAGGGGAACCUCCACACGUUACCUAGACCCACCACGUUCCCUGCUACGGCCAGGAGAAACUCUGUCUUGCUGCCCCAGUGACCUCUCUCCUCCAUCUUCACCUUCGCUGAUCCCUCCUUCUGACCCAGGUCAUCAUCCUUUCUUUCUCCGCCCUCCAGGCUUUUCCGUUUGUCCCAUCUCUCCCAUAUGUCUGUCCGUCCAUUGUGUUCUGAACGCUGGUGUCUAUCCCAAGUUCAGCCAGUGUGACUGAAGCAGCAGGAGUCUGAGAUGUACUCAUUGACUCAGACAGACACAUUCCAACUGCUACCGUUGAGUUUGGACAACUACAAUCCUUCAAUAAGUUACUACGGCCUGAAAGGACCUUACUCAAAGACAUGGGCUCUAGAGUGCAUUAUUGUAGCCAUUUUCUGUAGCCUGUCAACUAUGUGUCUGUCUAUCCCUGUUCUCUCCUCUCAGCACAGGCUAUACAAACGCCUCACACCACGUGGCUGCUGCCACUCUAACCUGGUGGUCCCUGCACACACGACCCACGUGGAGUUCCAGGUCUCCGGCAGCCUCUGGAACUGCCGUUCUGCGGCCAACAAGGUCAGAGUUCAUCUCAGCCUAUGCUACCCUCCAGUCCCUCGACUUCUUGGCACUGACGGAAUCAUGGAUUACCACAGAAAACACUGCUACUCCUACUGCUCUCUCCUCGUCUGACCAUGUGUUCUCGCAUACCCGGAGAGCAUCUGGUCAGCGGGGUGGUGGCACAGGAAUCCUCAUCUCUCCCAAGUGGACAUUCUCUCUUUCUCCCCUGACCCAUCUGUCUAUCUCCUCAUUUGAAUUCCAUGCUGUCACAGUCACUAGCCCAUUCAAGCUUAACAUCCGUAUCAUUUAUCGCCCUCCAGGUUCCCUUGGAGAGUUCAUCAAUGAGCUUGACACCUUGAUAAGUUCCUUUCCUGAGGAUGGUUCUCCCCUCACAGUUCUGGGCGACUUUAACCUCCCUACGUCUACCUUUGACUCAUUUCUCUAUGCCUCCUUCUUUCCACUCCUCUCCUCUUUUGACCUCACCCUCUCACCGUCCCCCCCUACUCACAAGGCAGGCAAUACGCUUGACCUCAUCUUUACUAGAUGCUGUUCUUCUACUAAUCUCACUGCAACUCCCCUCCAAGUCUCCGACCACUACUUUGUAUCCUUUUCUCUCUCGCUCUCCUCCAACACUACUCACUCUGCCCCUACUUUUCUCUCCCGCUACUCUCUCCUCUUCCAUCCUAUCAUCUCUUCCCUCUGCUCAAUCCUUCUCCCUCCAAUCUCCUGAUUCUGCCUCCUCAACCCUCCUCUCCUCCAUUUCUGCAUCCUUUGACUCUCUAUGUCCCCUAUCCUCCCGGCCGGCUCGGUCCUCCCCUCCUGCUCCGUGGCUUGACGACACAUUGCGAGCUCACAGAACAGGGCUCCGGGCAGCCGAGCGGAAAUGGAGGAAAACUAGACUCCCUGCGGACCUGGUAUCUUUUCACUCCCUCCUCUCUACAUUUUCUUCCUCUGUUUCUGCUGCUAAAGCCACUUUCUACCACUCUAAAUUCCAAGCAUCUGCCUCUAACCCUAGGAAGCUCUUUGCCGCCUUCUCCUCCCUGCUGAAUCCUCCUCCCCCUCCCCCCCUCCCUCUCUGUGGAUGACUUCGUCAACCAUUUUUAAAAGAAGGUUGACGACAUCCGAUUCUCGUUUGUUAAGUCAAAUGACACCGCUGGUCCUGCUCACACUGCCCUACCCUAUGCUUUGACUUCUUUCUCCCCUCUCUCUCCAGAUGAAAUCUUGCGACUUGUGACGGCCGGCCGCCCAACAACCUGCCCUCUUGACCCUAUCCCCUCCUCUCUUCUCCAGACCAUUUCCGGAGACCUUCUCCCUUACCUCACCUCGCUCAUCAACUCAUCCUUGACCGCUGGCUAUGUCCCUUCCGUCUUCAAGAGAGCGAGAGUUGCACCCCUUCUCAAAAAACCUACACUCGAUCCCUCCGAUGUCAACAACUACAGACCAGUAUCCCUUCUUUCUUUUCUCUCCAAAACUCUUGAGCGUGCCGUCUUUAGCCAACUCUCUUGCUAUCUCUCUCAGAAUGACCUUCUUGAUCCAAACCAGUCAGGUUUCAAGACUGGUCAUUCAACUGAGACUGCUCUUCUCUGUGUCACGGAGGCUCUCCGCACUGCUAAAGCUAACUCUCUCUCCUCUGCUCUCGUCCUUCUAGAUCUAUCUGCUGCCUUUGAUACUGUGAACCAUCAGAUCCUCCUCUCCACCCUCUCCAAGUUGCGCAUCUCCGGCGCGGCUCACUCUUGGAUUGCGUCCUACCUGACAGGUCGCUCCUACCAGGUGGCGUGGCGAGAACCUGUCUCCGCACCACGUGCUCUCACCACUGGUGUCCCCCAGGGCUCAGUUCUAGGCCCUCUCCUAUUCUCGCUAUAGACCAAGUCACUUGGCUCUGUCAUAUUCUCACAUGGCCUCUCCUAUCAUUGCUACACAGACGACACACAAUUAAUCUUCUCCUUUCCCCCUUCUGAUAACCAGGUGGCGAAUCGCAUCUCUGCAUGUCUGACAGACAUAUCAGUUUGGAUGACGGAUCACCACCUCAAGCUGAACCUCGGCAAGAUGGAGCUACUCUUCCUCCUGGGGAAGGACUGCCCGUUCCAUGAUCUCGCCAUCACGGUUGACAACUCCUCCUCCCAGAGUGCAAAGAGCCUUGGCGUGACCCUGGACAACACCCUGUCGUUCUCCGCUAACAUCAAGGCGGUGACCCGAUUCUGUAGGUUCAUGCUCUACAACAUUCGCAGAGUACGACCCUGCCUUACACAGGAAGCGGCACAGGUCCUAAUCCAGGCACUUGUCAUCUCCCGUCUGAAUUACUGCAACUCGCUGUUGGCUGGGCUCCCUGCCUGUGCCAUUAAACCCCUACAACUCAUCCAGAACGCCGCAGCCCGUCUGGUGUUCAACCUUCCCAAGUUCUCUCACGUCACCCCGCUCCUCCGCACACUCCACUGGCUUCCAGUUGAAGCCAGCAUCUGCUACAAGACCAUGGUGCUUGCCUACGGAGCUGUGAGGGGAACGGCACCUCCGUACCUUCAGGCUCUGAUCAGUCCCUACACCCAAACGAGGGCAUUGCGUUCAUCCACCUCUGGCCUGCUGGCCCCCCUACCUCUGCGGAAGCACAGUUCCCGCUCAGCCCAGUCAAAACUGUUCACUGCUCUGGCACCCCAAUGGUGGAACAAGCUCCCUCACGACGCCAGGACAGCGGAGUCACUCACCACCUUCCGGAGACACUUGAAACCCCACCUCUUUAAGGAAUACCUGGGAUAGGAUAAAGUAAUCCUUCUACCCCCCCUUUCCCCACCCCAAAUAAAAAAUAAAAUAAAAAAUAAAUAAUAAUAAUAAUAUUGUAAAGUGGUUGUCCCACUGGCUAUCAUAAGGUGAAUGCACCAAUUUGUAAGUCGCUCUGGAUAAGAGCGUUUGCUAAAUGACGAAAAUGUAAAUGUAAUAAGUUAGCAUGAUGAGUUAUGAUUAACUUACAUAAUCUACUUAGGCUUCAAAACAAUCAAAUGUACAAAUAGGGAGGAAUUGAAUUCCAUCUCCUUGCACUGAUAAAGUUAAAUGUCAUUGAAAACAAAAGGGCUUUGUUUUUUGCUAUUGGUUAUGUUUAACAGUGCGAGCAUGAUUCCUGACAGAAAUGAAGGUGACAUUCCUAACUUGUUAAACCUGUCUGCUGUACGUGUAUUAGGUAAACUGACAUGCCACUCUGUGUCUGUGAUGCAAUCUUUGCAAGAGACCAAUCCGUGUGUUGUACAGCAAGGUAAUCAGGCUGUGACAACAAACCCACAGAAACAAAAGUGUGAAUAGAACCUAAUCUCUUCACACUCAAGGUUUACACAUCUAUCUUGAGAUGAAGUGUAUCUUGAUUUGGGCUCUGCUUUGCAGCCAUACCAUACUAUAUGCAGGUGAGUGUACUUAAGGACAUUUACAUGACAGAUAUUCUUUACCUAUUUACUGUAUAUUAAUCAUAUUAACCAUAUCUUUGCAUAAAUAUUUGAAAUUAAAUAUUAUCUCUGCAUGUUGUGUUGUUUUGCAGAUGCUCAGGUCCUCCACCUACAUCACAUAGGGUCAGAGGGUGUAGCAGGUCUGCCAGAGUUCAUGGGGUCGUGGAGUGUAGAUGACAGAACCAUCCUCCAGUAUGACAGUAACACCAUGCACAUGGACGCUGACGCCCCAAUACCUGAUUGGCUCAGCAGCAACGAGGGUCCCUCUCAUUGGAGGCGAAUGAACUUCGUCUCCAGAAUGAUUCGCAGGUUUUUGGUUACCACCUUGAAUACGAUUGGGCAGCAUGAUAACCUUACAGGUGAGUGCUGUCAACUCAAUGCAUUUGUAUAUCCAUUAUAUUAGAAUGAUUACAAUCUAUUUAUUUACAAAAUCACAAUUUUUUAAAUCUCUAUUCUUUCAAUUUCAUAGAAACCUAAUAAACCGUACUUACAAGUAAGCAUUUCACUGUAAUGUCUGCACCUGUUGUAUUCGGCGCAUGUGACCAAUAAAAUUGGAUUUGAUUUGAUUUGAUUUACACCUUAGCAUACACUCCUGAACUCCACAAAUAUGAUACUUAUUCUAUUUCCUGAAGCUUCCCCUCCUCAGGCUCGGCUUUACCAAACUCACGGCUACUGCCAACUGAACCCUGAUGGUACAAUGCACACCUCUGUCAGCCAUGGCUACAACGGGAAGGACUUUGUGACCUUUGACAUCCCAGCCAGGACCUGGGCGGCUGCAGUCCCUCAAGCUGUCCACUUGGUGAAGUGCAGAGCCAACAGAGCAUUUGAUCUGGAGAACCUUUACUACUACUACAACUAUGAGUGCAUCGAAAGGCUAAAGACCAUUUUGAAGUACGCACCUUGGAUCCACGACAAAAAAGGUAGACAGACAUACAGUCAGACAGUAUAGUAUUCUUCAAAUGCUAAUUAUGUCAGCGGUCAAUGUGUCAGUGGUAGAGACAAUGUUGACAACACAAUGAACGUUGAGGUGGCUUGAUCACACCUGGUCUUCUCUCAGUCCCUGAGGUGGGUGUUAUUGAGAGCAGAGGCCUACGGAUACCCUCCAAGGUGGAGGUCACGUGUCAUGUGACAGGGUUCUACCCUCGGGCGGUGCAGGUGGAAUGGCUGGGGACAGAGGGGCUUCCCCUGGUGGACGGGGUGAGCAGUGGGGAGGUGCUGCCCAACGGAGAUGGUUCGUACCAGCUGAGGAAAAGCCUGACUCUCCCACAGGGAGCCCAGUACACCCAACACUACAGCUGCCUGGUGCUCCACAGCAGUGUAGCGGGGAACAUCACAGUAAACUGGGGUAAGGCACCGGUACUGGGGAACAUGCCUUUGUGUUAUCUUUCCAUUUGUUUGUUGAGUAAGGAAUGGACUGUUACCUACGAGGAAUAUCCUAUAUAAAAGUGUAACCUACGCUCACCUCAGGGUAAAAUGAUUAUUUAGGACGUCACUUUGAAAUGACCAACACUUUGAAAUGACCUGUUUUCUCUUUAUAUCUAUGUCCACAGUUCCCAAGACCCGGUCCAGCUACUGGAGGGCCAGUAUCUUAACAGUGAUUGGCUGUCUAUUGUUUCUGACGUUGUUGGUCUGUUGUGGAAGAGAGGAGGAGCAGUCAGAGAGACCUCCUCUGUGACUUCCAAGUCUGACCACGGCAUGACCCAGUCCACCACUUACCAGGAACUGCAGGCACACGUCACUGUUUUUGCUCCAACUGAGAGAAAGUUGCUCAGUUGCUAUAAAUAG
Messenger RNA from Coregonus sp. 'balchen', 6137 nucleotides. NCBI's taxonomy places the organism in Eukaryota, Metazoa, Chordata, Actinopteri, Salmoniformes, Salmonidae. The record is from the annotation of a GenBank genome assembly.